Messenger RNA from Lathyrus sativus (Indian pea), 507 nucleotides. Lineage: Eukaryota; Viridiplantae; Streptophyta; Magnoliopsida; Fabales; Fabaceae. The record is from the annotation of a GenBank genome assembly.
AUGAACUGUUACAGUCUUCAGCAGAACGCCUUUGCAGCCUGUGAGGAGAUGAGAGGUUCGGUUACCGUUAUGGAUCAGAAGGAGCCUCUCAUUUGUCCUAAGCCGCGGCGAGUUGGGGUCUUGUCGAAUGUUCAUAUGCGGCAAUUCAGAUUUCAUUUCAAUCAACAAGCUGAAUGUUCUGAUUCGAGAGCUGGGGCUGAGUUACUUGACAUGAUUUUCGAGAAGGAGUGUCAUGGAGACGAUUUUGCUUAUCAGGCAGCUUCAUCUCCACCCUAUUUUUGCGUGUCUCCACCGGUCCGGGCUGCAAAUCCCUUAGUCCACGACGCUCGUUUUGGAGACGAGAUCAUAUCAUCAUCACCAUCAGGUUUGCCAUCGCCAACCUCUGCAUCCCGCAAAGGCGGAUGUGCUAGGGUGAGUUUUGGACUCAAACCGGCCGCCGUUAGAGUAGAAGGAUUUGAUUGCCUCAACAGGGAUCGCCAGAAUUCGAGCAUCUCUGCUGUCGCGUAA